UCCGGUCGGCGCCGCCAGCGAGGGGCUCCGCGGCCGGCGGAGACGAGGGCAGCCAGCGAUGGCCGCGGAGGGGGCGAGCUAGGUUCCGGCCCUCGGAGGCUGACGGAAGGCGGUGGCUGAGGAGCGGCGCCUCUGGUUGAGCGCUCGCCGUGUGUCCCGCACCUGUCUGUCCUGCCGCCGCCCGGCUGGAGUGCAGUGGCACGAUCACGGCUCACUGCAGCCUCAACCUCCCAGGCUCAAGCAAUCCUCACACCUCAGCCUCCUGAGUAGCUGGGACUACAGAGGAUUUCUGUGACAUGCUAAGUUACCUAACCAUGGUGUGGAAGCAGAGGGAAAAGGAGUGAAGUCGGGGACCCACCAGGGAACAGAUGGGAGAGCUUGGCAUACAGCCUGGCGGGCAUCAGCUCUCUUGACCCAGUGGCUAUCGGUGGCCCUGUUAUUCGUCCAGGUGCCCGGGGAGGAGGACCCGCCUGCAGCAUGAACCUGUGGCUCCUGGCCUGCCUGGUGGCCGGCUUUCUGGGAGCCUGGGCCCCCACUGUCCACACCCAAGGUGUCUCUGAGGACUGCUGCCUGGCCUACCACUACCCCAUUGGGUGGGCUGUGCUCCGGCGCGCCUGGACUUACCGGAUCCAGGAGGUGAGCGGGAGCUGCAAUCUGCCUGCUGCGAUAUUCUACCUCCCCAAGAGACACAGGAAGGUGUGUGGGAACCCCAAAAGCAGGGAGGUGCAGAGAGCCAUGAAGCUCCUGGAUGCUCGAAAUAAGGUUUUUGCAAAGCUCCGCCACAACACGCAGACCUUCCAAGCAGGCCCUCAUGCUGUAAAGAAGUUGAGUUCUGGAAGCUCCAAGUUAUCAUCGUCCAAGUUUAGCAAUCCCAUCAGCAGCAGCAAGAGGAAUGUCUCCCUCCUGAUAUCAGCUAAUUCAGGACUGUGAGCCAGCUCACUUCUGGGAUCCAUCGGCACAGGAGGGGCUGGAUCUUUCUCCGAUAAAACCAUCGCCCUACAGACCCAGCUGUCCCCACGCCUCUGUCUUUUGUGUCAAGUCUUAAUCCCUGCACCUGAGUUGGUCCUCCCUCUGCAUCCCCACCACCUCCUGCCCCUCUGGCAACUGGAAAGAGGGAGUUGGCCUGAUUUUAAGCCUUUUGCCGCUCCAGGGACCAGCAUCAACCCUGGGCAGCCAGUGGCUCUCGUAGAGAAGACUUAGGAUACCUCUCUCAUUUUCUGUUUCUUGCCGUCCACCCCGGGCCAUGCCAGUGUGUCCCUCUGGGUCCCUCCAAAACUCUGGUCCGUUCAAGGAUGCCCUUCCCAGGCUAUGCUUUUCUAUAACUUUUAAAUAAACCUUGGGGGGUGAUGGAGUCAUUCCUACCUGU
Molecule: messenger RNA, 1366 nt
Organism: Pongo pygmaeus (Bornean orangutan)
Lineage: Eukaryota; Metazoa; Chordata; Mammalia; Primates; Hominidae
Gene: CCL25
Product: C-C motif chemokine ligand 25
Exons: 9
Coding region: 478-930 (150 amino acids)
Biological process (GO): eosinophil chemotaxis; inflammatory response; positive regulation of GTPase activity
Cellular component (GO): extracellular region
Molecular function (GO): chemokine activity; CCR chemokine receptor binding
Source: RefSeq, a predicted model, not a curated record